Messenger RNA from Corythoichthys intestinalis (scribbled pipefish), 2189 nucleotides. Its product is annotated as platelet-derived growth factor receptor-like protein. NCBI's taxonomy places the organism in Eukaryota, Metazoa, Chordata, Actinopteri, Syngnathiformes, Syngnathidae. The coding region runs from base 129 to 1301 and encodes 390 amino acids. The record is from RefSeq and is a predicted model, not a curated record. The transcript is spliced from 7 exons.
CUCACUUUGCGAGUUCUGCCCACCUCCUCCUGUAAAACCUCUCGUGUUCAUGCCUUCUUUCUUUUCACUCACUGCUUUAAACUGUGUGAACCAAAAAGCAGACAACUUCUUUUUUGUAAUUGAACGUCAUGACUGGGGUGAACUUGUUUCGGUCAAAGUGGAAGCUGGUGCUGAGUGCUUUCCUUAUUUGUAUCGUAAUCUCCGAAUUAGCUCAUUGUCAUAAAGAUGCUCAAGAACAGGGGAGGAGUCCCGGGAAGAAACCCAAGUCUGGAAAACCUAAACUGGCCAAAGCGGCAAAGAAAGGAACCAUGGCUGUGAAAACCAAACCAAUGGUGAAAGCACCAAGUCAGACCUUGCUCACACAGGUUAUAAACAAAGGUAAAUUCAUAAAAUUGGGAGAGACUAUAAGUGUGAACGCUGGAGCUCCUCUAGAGUUGAGGUGCAAGGGUAAACCUGUGCAGUGGAGCGUCCCGUCAUACCUGGAGGAGGAUGAUGAUGGCCGACUCAGGUUUGUUCAGCAUGAAAGAUAUGGCGCGCUGACACUAGUAAACACUACAGGUGCAGACACAGGGGAGUACACCUGCUACCCUAUGUUCUGCGAGGACACAGAUUGCAGAAAGAACUAUGAAAAGGCUGCUAAAGUCUUUGUUUUCUUCCCUGACCCACAGGAGCUUUUCGUCCCAACGUCUGAUUACUAUGAGGUAAUUCAGUUGCGCACCAACUGGCCGACCCGUCUGCCCUGCCAGGUAACGUCACCCGCAGCCAAUGUGACACUGCACCGUGAGUUCCCGCCAGUGGAGGUGGCAGUGGAUGGAACGGAAAUCUCUUUCAACGUGAAGAAAGGUUUCACCAUCCAUCGACCACGGCCCUAUCAUGCCGGGGCGUUGUACUGUGUGGCCAGCCUGGGUGGCCUGAGGCAGAGCUCCACCAAGUACAUGCUCAUCUAUGUCAAUUACCCAAUGGCUCCCCCUGCUCCAGUGAUCCAGGCCAGUUCGAGCUCUUUGGCUACUGGUGAAAAUCUUCGUGUCAGCUGUACUGUGAUGGGAGAGAAAAAUAUGGCAGUAGAGAUCACAUGGGACUACCCUGGACAACAGAUAGGAAGGCCUCAGUACACGCUCGAGAGCAUCAAUCCAGUCACCGGGGGUGCAACUGGACAACAGACUCAGUCCAUUCUCCUGGUGGACGAGGUGAGAGACGUGGACCAAGGAGUAUACACAUGCACGGCCGAGAACCUACAAGGAUCGAAAUCAGUAUCCACAACAGUCAAAGUGCUUCACAAAGCAAAGCCUACAAAACCUUGAUGGCCAAAUGUCUGAAAGAGGGCAGUGUUUUACAGUUUUGGAUUGAACCAUAGUCCUGAAAAGACAUGCAAAAAUUUCGGGAAUACAUGUUCUUUAGAAAUGUGUGACAAAUAUGGUGUCACAACUUUGUGUAUUGACCUGAUUUUGAGACAUAUAUAUUUACUUUUUAAAUUUUUUGUACUUUUAAAAUGACUCAGAUGUUAACAGUAGUUUAUUAUGAGAACAAAAGGGGGCUUUAUUUAUGCACACUUACAUUAAACUGGGGAAGAAUUGUUGUUGAGUUCGAUCUGACAGAUGUAUUCAACUAAUUUUUGUGUGCAGAAUUCAAAACUAAUUUCAUUUUUUCUCCUUCACGUUGAUCACAUUUUGCUAAACAUAUCUAUUUUUGGUAUGAUUUACAGGCAAAGCAGUAGUGGAAUAUAAUGAAGUAAAACUAAAUCGUUACUGUACUUAAGUACUUUUUACUUUUACUUCACUACAUUUUACAACAGGUAUCUGAGCUUUUUACUCCACUACUUUUCAAAUUGUCGCGUGCGUUACACAUUACUUUUGUUUGGUUUCUUAAUUUUUCUCAUGAAUUCGUAGUUUUGUUUUCAUGCCUCCGGCACAAUCGAUAAGCCCCGUGCAACUAUACUGUAACUGAGCACCAGAGGUAGCAGCAUGAGUGCAAGCAAGAUUAAGCGGGUGAACAAGAUAUUGAACAAUAAAAACCACCACACUCUUGUACAGUAGGUGGUAGUAUGCACCUAAUGGUUGCUUGCAAGCUGCCAUUAAGCUAAGUUUUCUGAGUUUUUGAGCUUGUUAGGCUUCUGUUUACAGUGCAUUAAAUUUUGUUGAUAGUUCUUUUCAAUCCUGCACAGUUUUAAAUAAAAUUGAGAAGUCAAUGAA